AUGUAUACAAAGAAAAUCAUUACAUCAAACACUUCAACUCCAGUAUCAAAGAUACAACAACAACAAGGUCAAAGAUUAUAUCAAUCAAUCUCCUCUAUCUUUCAAAGACUAUCUUCAUCACCAUCAUCAUUUAUCGUUGGUCAAAGAUACUUAUCAACUCUGAAUGUUGGUUUCCCCAAAGUUGAAACACAAUCUACUACUAUUGUGAAUGAACAAGAAGGAAAGAUAUGGAUUGAUUCAAUUCGCAAUAAUCGAUUUGAUGCCAAGCUAUCCCUUUUUGGGUCACCAAAGAAAAGACUUAUCGAACAUAUUGAAGGGAUUGCUCCAAAAGGUGUUAAACUCGAAACAAUAAGUAAUGGACAAACCAAGAAUGGUUGUUAUGUUUCUGCCAAGUUUGACCCAAAGACCACCUCUAUGCAAGAGAUUAUGGACAAGAUUAGAGAGAAUGCUGCAAAGUACAACUUGUAUUUACAUUGUUUAGAGGCUCAUGGUCAAGAAUAUUCGGGUAGUACUGGAUUCCUGACCACUUUUAUUGUCACUUUUGAUGGCAUUGAAAUACCAUUAAGCCAAUUGCAUUCAUUACUCUCUCCCUAUGGCUCAAUCUAUCAAAUGAGAACCAAAGGUAGGUUUAGUGAAUAUCUAUGGUCCCGAAUAGGAAUAUCGGUGACAUUUGACGAGGCAGUAUCAGCAACACGAGCCACUAAAUGUCUCCAUGGAUUGUCAGUAUCAGCAACUCGAGACACUAAAUGUUUCUAUGGAUUGGCUCAACCAGAAAGUAAAACUAUUUUAAAGUUUAAAUCAAUCAUGAAUCCAACAACAAGGGAUAUUAUAUAUCUAUUAAAGGACUUGACAGUGAUUGCCCUACUUUUCAUGGGAAUCGGAAUUACCUAUGAUUAUUUGGCCUAUAAACAGUCAUUUUUAAAACAGUUAAGUGAAUCGAGAGAAUUUCUAUCUCAAAUCAACGACUCUAUAAAUCAAAUAAAAGCAGUGAAAUAA
Cavenderia fasciculata is the source of this 996-nucleotide messenger RNA. RefSeq lists its product as uncharacterized. The transcript is spliced from 3 exons. The record is from RefSeq and is a predicted model, not a curated record. The coding region runs from base 1 to 996 and encodes 331 amino acids. NCBI's taxonomy places the organism in Eukaryota, Evosea, Eumycetozoa, Acytosteliales, Cavenderiaceae.